AUGGCCGUGGCUGAUUCUUUGCCCAUUUUCCUCCAAGUCCAAGACGACACUACAGCUAAGAUCACAGAAAGAUAUCCGCCGUUGACUCGGGAUGGAGCCUCGCUUGUCAUUACGGCAGGCAUCAUGAUGGUGCUGACAACGCUUUGGACCAUCAUGCGGCUUCUCUCACGACGCAUGACUGGCGUCUCCUUCCACCUGGAGGACUACUUCUACUUUUUCGGACAGUCUGCUUCAUUCUCGGCAAGCGUCGUAAUCGGCGGUGCCGGCCACGACAUCGGUGUUCUCGACCCAGAGGUCCACGUCUCCCACUUCGUCAAGAUCUUCCUCGCCGCGCAGGUCAUGUACGCCAGCGAGCUCCUCGCGAUCAAGCUCAGCAUCAUCGUCCUCAUGCAGCGCAUCUUCUCGCUCAGCAGCUCUUGGUUCCGGACGACGAGCUGGCUGGCGGUCGGCCUGUCCUGCGCCUGGGCGCUGUACACCGGCCUCCUCGGCUUUGUCAUCUGCCGGCCGGUCCGGAGCGCCUGGGACAUCAGCGUGGCGAAGACCGGGUGCGGGGACUACACCGUAGCCUUCAGCGCGGUGGCUGUCUUCGACAUUGUUACCGAUGUAGUUAUUGUGGUGCUUCCGAUCAGGGUCGUGAGCGGCUUGCAGAUGGCCAGAGCUCACAAGCUUGCGCUCUACGUGGUCUUUGGAGCUGGGUUUGUGACAAUCAUCUUCUCUGGAGUACGUCUCUACUAUACCCUCACUGCAGACUUUGUCAACAUCACGCGGGGGUUUGCUUCCGCUUCGGUCAGCGGCGUGCUGCAGUCCGGCAUCGCCGUCAUGGUGGCCUCCAGCCCCAUGUUACGUCCAGUCUUCGAUCGCACUAUCGUGCGUUGGUUCAGCCUAUCGAUCCGCAGCGGCUCAAAGGCAACCGGCAGCGCGCCUACAGGAUCGCAGGGGCACAUUGUCAAGGGAAGCAGAGCAAGCCAGCUAGGCAGUCAUCGUCUUGGGGAUGGUUUCAAGCAGAUGUCCGAUAGCGACGAGAACCUCAGCUGGGAAAUGCAGGGUCUGGGUAGCAGGACGAAAGCCAAGACCGGCAGGGUGCUGCAGGGGAACGUUUCUACCGAUGCCGACAUCCAUCCAACCGACUUAGUAGAGACUGCUAGAAGAGUCUCAGGGAUUGCUGUUACGCGAAAAGUUGUGGUGGAUAGGUGA
Molecule: messenger RNA, 1194 nt
Organism: Colletotrichum destructivum
Lineage: Eukaryota; Fungi; Ascomycota; Sordariomycetes; Glomerellales; Glomerellaceae
Exons: 4
Coding region: 1-1194 (397 amino acids)
Source: RefSeq, a predicted model, not a curated record